UUUGCUGGUUUGAAAUUCACGGUCUCAUUAGUGCGAUUUGUUGUUGUUCCCUAGCAAGUUCGAGGCUUCGUGCGGGGUCUUCAUUAAAAAACCAACUACCGGAUUUUUCAACAUAGUUCCCAAUGGCCCAGGAGAUAAAUGAACUUAAAAACAUGACGCUCUCAGGCGAAACGGAAUUGGAUGAUCUCAUAGAGAAGUGGGUAAAAUGGGAUGGAAAUUUGAAAACGAAGAAAGAAAUUUUAAAGCUGAUCGAGGCCAAAGAUUGGGGCACGCUCAAGUUGCGUCUCCUCAACCGGAUUGCAUUCGGCACGGCCGGGCUACGUGCUGAAAUGCGAGCGGGUUUCGAUUCCAUGAACGACUUGGUUGUUGUGCAAACCGCCCAAGGACUCUGUGCUUAUCUAAAGGAGCAGUAUGCGGACAAGUCGUCCUGGUCGAAACGUGGCAUUGUCUUUGGCUACGAUGCGCGACAUAAUAGCAAGCGUUUUGCCGAAUUGUCGGCCCUUGUCUUCUUGAAGAACAACUUUCGCGUUUAUCUAUUUAAGCGUUACGCGGCCACGCCCUUUGUGCCAUUCGCCAUCAAGAAGCUGAACUGUUUGGCGGGCGUGCAGGUGACUGCAUCGCACAAUCCCAAGAAGGACAACGGCUACAAGGUUUAUUGGACGAACGGCGCCCAGAUUAUUUCCCCGCACGAUGCGGGCAUACACAAGGCCAUACUUAAAAAUCUGGAACCAGCGGAGAAUUAUUGGGCAAUCGACGAGGCAACCUUGUGGUCCAACGCGUACCUCAGCGAUCCCUACGAACAGGUCGAGCCUGCCUAUUACGAUGCUUUGCUAAAGACAAUUCCGGACUCACUUUUAAAAGCCAAUGCGACGUGUGAUUUGAGCUUCGCGUACACGGCCAUGCAUGGCAUUGGCUACGCGUAUGUGGCGAAGGCCAUUGAGCAGGUUAAUCUGCGGCCAGUUGUGCCUGUUGUUCAGCAGGUUGAGCCCGAUCCGGAAUUCCCAACGACCCCUAUGCCCAAUCCAGAGGAGGGCAAGACAUCCCUGGAUCUGGCCAUUAAAACAGCAACGGACCAGAAAUGUAAUAUCAUAUUGGCCAACGAUCCGGAUGCCGAUCGUUUGGCAGUUGCCGAAUUUGAUGAAAGCAAUACGAAGUUUAAGCUAUUCAACGGCAAUGAACUGGGCGCAUUGCUCGGCUGGUGGGCACUAGAGAUGCAUAAGAUGCGCCAUCCAAAUGCAGAUAUGUCCAAGUGCGUGAUGAUUGCCAGCACGGUCAGCUCGAAGAUAUUGAAAUCAAUGGCGGCCAUUGAGGGUUUCAUCUUCUACGAAACUCUGACGGGCUUCAAAUGGAUGGCCAACAAGGCCAUCGAGGCGGAGCUGGCUGGCAGAACGGUACUGUUUGCCUUCGAGGAGGCCAUCGGCUUUAUGAUCUCCACAAAUGUGCCCGACAAGGAUGGCGUCAGCGCUGCGGCCCAUGUCGCCACAAUGGCACGUUAUUUGCACCACGAGAAGGGCAUGACACUGCAACAGAAAUUGUCGGAGAUAUACAAGAUCUACGGCUACCACACGAGCAUCUGUUCCUAUGUCAUCUGCUCCGAUCAGCUAAAGAUCAAACAGAUCUUCAACCGGCUGCGCACAUUCAACAAUGGCCAGGCGAACACCUAUCCGCCGAGCAUACUCAAUGGCAAAUACGAAAUCGAGCACGUGCGCGACCUGACCACGGGCUAUGACAGCAGCGCGGCGGACAAGAAGGCCACGCUGCCGGUCAGCUCCAGCUCCCAGAUGAUAACGUUUACGUUCAAGAACGGCGUGGUUAUCACGCUGCGCACCAGCGGCACGGAGCCCAAAAUGAAAUACUAUGCCGAGAUGUGCGGCAAACCGGCCGAUAAGGGCUGGGAGCAGCUCACCCAAACGCUCCAAGACAUGGAAGAGGCGCUUGUCAAUGAGUUCUACGAGCCCGAAAAGAAUCAGCUGCAGCGCAAGUCCGCCGACUGAAUGAAUACCCUUUAAUUAUAUAAACCGAAUUUGACUACGCACAUUCAAUACGCUUGUGUAUGAAUUCUCCCUCUCUCCCUCUCUCCCAGUUGUCUUCAGAGGAGCAGCACUUGGAACACUCUACAAAACCAAAUACACAUUUAUGUAGCUGUUGCAUUUAGUCACUAACUGAUAUUUAUACUAUACUAAAGCAAAUGCUAAUAGACAUGUUUAAAUAUAGUACCAUAUAUAAGCACAAUAUUUAUGCAUAAUAAACAUUUCCAACUAGCACAAACACAAA
Molecule: messenger RNA, 2274 nt
Organism: Drosophila virilis
Lineage: Eukaryota; Metazoa; Arthropoda; Insecta; Diptera; Drosophilidae
Gene: Pgm2a
Product: phosphoglucomutase 2
Biological process (GO): carbohydrate metabolic process; purine ribonucleoside salvage
Cellular component (GO): nucleus
Molecular function (GO): phosphopentomutase activity; magnesium ion binding
Source: RefSeq, a predicted model, not a curated record